AUGUUUGACACAACAAUCUCCUAUGAUCACAAUACCACAAACUUUGUUGAAAGUUUCAAUGCUUCCACCAAAGCUCACAGAGAUUUACUUGUGCUGAAUAUACUUGAAGCCAUUAGAGUUUGGUCCAUGAAGAGAAUUGGUGCAAGGUUUGACAAGGCCAUUGACAUGGAGCCAGGGCAUUUGACUCAUUAUGCUACAAAGGUCCUUCAAACCAGGAGUGGGGAAUCAAGGUUCUGUCAAGCUACACCAUGUGGAGGAGGAGAGUUUGAAGUGACAGAUGAAAAUGUUAAAAUUUUGGCAAGGAUCAGUUAUGGCUGUGGCAAGUGGCAAGGUUGUGGGAUCCCUUGCAAGCAUGCCUUGAAGGUCAUGUACAAUCAGAGGAUUCACCCUAUUAAGUAUGUUUCUGAUUAUUACAAGGGUGCAGCUUACAAGGCCACCUAUAGUGGGCACAUCCAUCUCAUGGCUGAUUCUUCUCAUUGGCCAGAUUACUAUCUACCUCACACACUAGUAGAAUAA
Beta vulgaris subsp. vulgaris (sugar beet) is the source of this 516-nucleotide messenger RNA. RefSeq lists its product as uncharacterized. The transcript is spliced from 2 exons. The coding region runs from base 1 to 516 and encodes 171 amino acids. The record is from RefSeq and is a predicted model, not a curated record. Gene Ontology annotation, molecular function: zinc ion binding. Lineage: Eukaryota; Viridiplantae; Streptophyta; Magnoliopsida; Caryophyllales; Amaranthaceae.